AUGAAAAAAAAGUUAACUGGCAAAUUUAUCUGCUCUGAUUUGUAUUUGAGGUUUUGUCUGUUUGUAAGGGUCAGACCUGUUGCAGCUCCGUUCGGUUCUGGCUUAUUGCACGACCACCUGCCCCUCCACCAGCACGUGUGCCCCCACCGCCCCGCCGUUGUUGCUGUUUGCCGCCACUUCCCAUGCACCAUCCACAACAGAUGGACGUGGAAGACUCGCGCACAAUGUCGUCUAGACUCAUACACAGGGCAGCAGCAAAGAAGAAGAUGGUCCCACCCCAGCCGAGCCCAUAGCCUGUGCCAUAUCUUUCCAUAUCUAUCUAUCUAUCUAUCUAUCUAUCUAUCUAUCUAUCUAUCUAUUGUCGUCUUUCCAUAUCUAUCUACAGGAGUCUAUCUAUCUAUCUAUCUAUCUAUCUAUCUAUCUAUCUAUCUAUCUAUCUAUCUAUCUAUCUAUCUUAUUUUAUUACCCCUGCCCAUAAAUAAAUGGAGCGCUUCACUAUGGUUACUGUAUGAUCUGUUGCUAAUUUACAUAUUUGAUAUUUAUUAUGUCAAUUUGUUCCCUGCCUAUCUAUCUAUCUAUCUAUCUAUCUAUCUAUCUAUCUAUCUAUCUAUCUAUCUAUCUAUCUAUCUCUUUUCUGUUUCUUAUCUAUCUCUUUCGGCCUAUUCUUAUCUAUCUAUCUCAUUCUGUUUAUAUCUAUCUAUCUGUCUAUCUAUUUUCUGA
Acanthosepion pharaonis is the source of this 720-nucleotide messenger RNA. The record is from the annotation of a GenBank genome assembly. NCBI's taxonomy places the organism in Eukaryota, Metazoa, Mollusca, Cephalopoda, Sepiida, Sepiidae.